AUGGCGGCUGGACACCUUCGUCACAUCAGCUCGGACUUGGCAGACUUUACUGCCAUCAAGUCUGAGUAUGACGAGCUAAAGUGGAAGGUACUGAGCCUUGAAAAAGAGAAGUAUAAGUUCAAGGAGUGUUAUGAUUUGCUGGAUGGGGAGAAGGCAUUUAUGGAAGAUCAUGUACAUGAGAAGCUGGAUAUAGAGGGGUCAAAGAGGAAAGUCCAAGUAGAAUAUAUGGCAUGGCUCCUCAAUAAGGUGGUCGUCAGUGUUGUAGACCAAAUAGAUGAGAAUCAUGAGUUCUCACUUGGGGUCAGGCGGAUGAAGGCGGCCUGUAUGGCCGCCGAUGUGGAGGGUGGAAAACAAGUUAUGCAGGAGCAAGUUUCUAUUGAGAAGUUUAACCCCAGGGAGCUAAGAAUUAUUGUGGAGAACAUCCAGGUGAUGCAUGCCUCUAUGAAGGCCUUCAUGGAGACGCGCUUUGCCUACUACCUUCGUCUUGGCGUGCUCCAUAUGGAAGGCAUCCGUCGAUUAUGCAUCGAUUCUGACACUGAAGACAACCAACCCAAAGGUAGCUCCUCUAAAUUCAGGCCCUCCUCCAGUCCUCUUGGUAAGUGA
Lactuca saligna is the source of this 603-nucleotide messenger RNA. Lineage: Eukaryota; Viridiplantae; Streptophyta; Magnoliopsida; Asterales; Asteraceae. The record is from the annotation of a GenBank genome assembly.